Messenger RNA from Lachancea nothofagi CBS 11611, 861 nucleotides. The record is from the annotation of a GenBank genome assembly. NCBI's taxonomy places the organism in Eukaryota, Fungi, Ascomycota, Saccharomycetes, Saccharomycetales, Saccharomycetaceae.
AUGUCUGAGCUAUCCAAUGAGCUGGGCUUUGAUCCCACUUUGAAGAAGAAGAAGAAGGCCAAGAAAGUAGUAGAUUCCGAAGACACAGUCGAUGCAGGAACAACAGCAGCUCCUGCCGCAGAUGACAUUUUCUCUGGGCUAAAAAAGAAGAAGAAGUCCAAGAGUACAUCCAAAGAUUCAGGCGAGACACAGGAUGACGUGGACGAAGUCGGAGCUGCUCUAGGGGAGCUGAAACUCAAGAAAAAGAAGAAGAGGACGAAGGAACACAGUCUAGAUGAUUUUGAAAAGGAAUUGGCCAAAGCGGGCGUCGCUGAGGCCAGUCAAACCAACAGCAGAGAGGCAUCAGUGGUACCCGAAGACGACUCGGCGCUCCAGGAAGACGCAGGAUUGCCCUAUCAAGAUCUGCUGUCUAGAUUCUUCCAAACUCUCAGAACUAACAACCCAGAGCUGGCGGGCGACAGAAGCGGGCCUAAGUUCAGAAUUCCACCCCCUGUGUGUCAGCGUGAUGGUAAGAAGACCAUUUUCUGCAACAUUCAAGAGAUUUCCGAAAAACUACAACGAAACCCAGAGCAUUUGAUCCAGUAUCUAUUUGCAGAAUUGGGUACUUCUGGUUCCGUUGACGGGCAAAAGAGAUUGGUCAUGAAGGGGAAAUUCAUGCCUAAACAAAUGGAAAACGUAUUAAGAAGAUACAUUCUGGAAUAUGUCACAUGUAAGACCUGUAAAAGCAUUAACACCGACCUGCGUAAGGAGCAAUCUAACAGACUGUUCUUCCUGGUGUGUCAGAGUUGUGGUUCCACCAGAUCCGUGUCUUCUAUCAAGACAGGUUUCCAGGCCAUCGUGGGUAAGAGAAGAAGAAUGUGA